AUGCUCCUCAAGAGUGAUGCAAAUGUUAAAGUUACUGCCACUUGUAUACGAGUUCCUGUCAUGCGUGCACACGCCGGGAGUAUAAAUCGUCAAUUUGAGAAUCCCCAUGAUGAGAAUACAGCCAGAGAGAUUCUGAAAAAUGCUCCUGGAGUGGUCAUCAUUGACGACCGGAAAGCCAACCAGUUUCCCACGCCCUUGAAAGUAUCAAACAAAGAUGACAUUGCAGUUGGAAGGAUUAGACAGGAUGUUUCACUUGAUGGAAAUAAAGGAUUGGACAUCUUCAUCUGUGGGGAUCAAAUUCGCAAGGGUGCAGCCCUUAAUGCAGUUCAGAUCGCCGAGUUGUUACUUUAA
Molecule: messenger RNA, 351 nt
Organism: Cucumis sativus (cucumber)
Lineage: Eukaryota; Viridiplantae; Streptophyta; Magnoliopsida; Cucurbitales; Cucurbitaceae
Product: aspartate-semialdehyde dehydrogenase-like
Exons: 3
Coding region: 1-351 (116 amino acids)
Biological process (GO): amino acid biosynthetic process
Molecular function (GO): protein dimerization activity; oxidoreductase activity, acting on the aldehyde or oxo group of donors, NAD or NADP as acceptor
Source: RefSeq, a predicted model, not a curated record